Messenger RNA from Boeremia exigua, 243 nucleotides. RefSeq lists its product as uncharacterized. The transcript is spliced from 4 exons. The record is from RefSeq and is a predicted model, not a curated record. Bases 1 to 243 code for a protein of 80 amino acids. NCBI's taxonomy places the organism in Eukaryota, Fungi, Ascomycota, Dothideomycetes, Pleosporales, Didymellaceae.
AUGCCAGUCCACCCAGCUGAAGAGACCACUUCCGGCAGCAUCACCGACCAGGUCGCAAAGGACUCCAAGGACUCCAACGCCUCCACAGCCCCGCUCCACCAGGUCGACAACGAGGCCACAAGCGGCGGCUCCGUCGCGGCCAACGCGCACAAGGCCAACCCGGGCCCUGUGCACGCAGACAACCUGCCCGAGCCGGCGAGCAAGGAGGAGCUCAAGAAGAGGGCCGAGGAGCUGAACAAAUAA